AUGCCGAUCCCAGUGCCCCAAUCCGACAGUCUAAAGGACCUCUUCAGCCUCAAGGGCAAGGUCGUCGUCGUCACAGGUGCUUCGGGCCCCCGCGGAAUGGGUAUCGAGGCCGCUCGUGGCUGCGCCGAGAUGGGUGCCGACCUCGCCAUCACCUACGCCUCGCGAGCGGCAGGCGGCGAGAAGAAUGCCAAGGAGCUGCAGGAGCAGUACGGCGUCAAGGUGAAGGCCUACAAGUGUGAUGUUGGCAGUUGGGACAGCGUCCAGGAACUGGUCAACACCGUCAUCAAGGAAUUCGGCAAGAUCGACGCCUUCAUCGCCAAUGCUGGCCGCACAGCAAGCAGCGGGGUUCUCGACGGCUCGGUGCAAGACUGGGAGGAGGUGAUUCAAACUGAUUUGACGGGCACCUUCCACUGCGCAAAGGCUGUGGGCGCGCACUUCAAGCAGCGCGGCACGGGCAGCUUCGUCAUCACCUCCUCCAUGUCGGGUCACAUCGCCAACUUCCCCCAGGAGCAAACCUCCUACAACGUUGCCAAGGCCGGCUGUAUCCACAUGGCGCGGUCGUUGGCCAACGAAUGGCGGGACUUUGCUCGUGUGAACAGCAUCUCGCCGGGCUACAUUGACACCGGCCUGUCGGACUUUGUCGACCAAAAGAUCCAAGACCUGUGGCUCUCCAUGAUUCCCAUGGGCCGCAAUGGCCAGGCGAAGGAAUUGAAGGGGGCUUAUGUCUAUCUGGUGAGCGAUGCCAGCACCUACAUGACCGGCAAUGAUUUGCGCAUCGAUGGCGGAUACUGCGUGCGGUAA
Molecule: messenger RNA, 801 nt
Organism: Penicillium canariense
Lineage: Eukaryota; Fungi; Ascomycota; Eurotiomycetes; Eurotiales; Aspergillaceae
Product: SDR family oxidoreductase
Exons: 1
Coding region: 1-801 (266 amino acids)
Cellular component (GO): intracellular anatomical structure
Molecular function (GO): oxidoreductase activity, acting on NAD(P)H, oxygen as acceptor
Source: RefSeq, a predicted model, not a curated record